CUGACACAAUUCGCAGUCAGAUUCGCUACACAAGCCCUGUCACUACCGUUUGAGUCGCGCGCACGGAAAGCUACGCCAAUUACGACCAAAACGCCCAAAAAGAAGCGCAAUGACGACCAACGCGACACAAUCGACCGUGAUCUUCAACGGCCCAGAGGAUUGGCACGCUUGGGCUGAUGCCCUCAAGGCCAAGGCUACACAGGUCAACCUCUGGCAGUAUUUCGAAGGCACGGAAUGGCCGGAGGAGCCCACGUUUCCAGAACCAAGAUACUUCGAUCAAAAUAGGACCACCACGACAAACUCCACGGUGGAAGACGACGACGACGAGGAUGUGGAGACUCAGCUCCUACAAACCGAAGUCGAUCGUAUGCCACCGCCGCCGACCCACGGAAUCCGUGAUCCGAACAACGCCGACUACCCAAGGCUCCGUGGAGCGGCUCUCCAGAAACGACGGGAAAAAGACCAGCGUGUACGACAGGAACUGGCAGCACAACGGCACAAUGCCGCGAGCCCGGCCAACGACGAGACCAUCCUCUCCGAGAGAGGCAAGGAACAAUACAACAUGGCUAUAACGCGAUACACACGCGCGCAAAGACAAUACGAUAAGAUCCAGAAGGAGGCUUCAACUCUACUAGACUAGACGUAUAA
Messenger RNA from Lasiosphaeria miniovina, 648 nucleotides. RefSeq lists its product as uncharacterized. The coding region runs from base 110 to 640 and encodes 176 amino acids. The record is from RefSeq and is a predicted model, not a curated record. The transcript has a single exon. NCBI's taxonomy places the organism in Eukaryota, Fungi, Ascomycota, Sordariomycetes, Sordariales, Lasiosphaeriaceae.